AUGGAUACAUUUGGCGAUUUUUUGACUAAAAACCCUGUUGUUAUUGAUAAUGGUUCUGGCAUUAUUAGAGCUGGUAUCGCAGGAGAAGAUAAAGCUAAACUUUAAUUUGAUUCAUACAUUGGUAGACCCAAGUAUAAAAUGGUAUUGCCAACUAACACUCAAUCAGAUUAUUAUUUAGGUAAUAUUAGUGAUGAAUAACGUGGGUUACUUAAAUUGCAGUAUCCAAUCAACCAUGGUAUCAUUUAAAAUUGGAAUGAUAUGGAUCUUAUAUGGAAAUACUGCUACUCUGAACUAAAAGUAUCAGCAAAAGAGUAUCCUGUUCUUCUCACUGAGCCUGCUAUAAACCCAAUCAAUCAUAAAUUUAGAGUAGCUCAAUAAUUCUUCGAAAAUUUUAAUGCUCCUGCUUUAUUUAUUGCUGUUUAGGGUGUCCUUUCUUUAUUUGCAAGUGGAAAAACUACUGGUGUUGUAGUUGAAAUAGGAGAUGGUGUGAGUUAAAUAGUUCCCGUUUUUGAUGGUUAUUCCCUUUAAUAUGCAUAACAAAGAAUAGAUUUAGGUGGCCGCGAUAUAACUGAACACCUUAAUUUGUUGCUCCGUCGUUCAGGCUACUUUUUCCAUACCUCAGCUGAGAUGGAAAUCAUUAAAAAAAUUAAAGAAAAGAAAUGCUUCGUAAGUUUAGUUAGCUAAACUGAUGAUAAAAUAUUUGAAGAAAGAAAAAUCACUGAUUAAGUUAGUCUCCCUGAUGGAAACUAAAUUUCUCUUACUUUCGAAAAAUCAAGAGCUGCUGAAAUACUUUUCAACCCUUCCAUAAUUGGUUUAGAAUAUCCUUCAAUUUCUGAACUACUCAUCAGAUCUAUUUAAAAAGUUGAUAUUGAUUUGAGAAACACUCUCUAUUAGGAAUUAGUUAUUUCAGGUGGUUGCACAAAGCUUAAAGAUUUCCCCAAUAGAUUUGUAAAUGAAGUUAAAAAGAGUAUUCCUAAAGCCCAAAAGCUUAGAGCUUAUUCUCCAGAAAACAGAGAAGACUUGUGUUGGAUUGGUGGUUCUAUUUUAAGUAAUUUAGCAUCAUUUAAGAAUAUGUGGAUUACUAAAGCAGAAUACGAAGAGCAAGGAGAAAGAAUUUUACUUAAAAAAAGUUUCUGA
Messenger RNA from Tetrahymena thermophila SB210, 1137 nucleotides. Its product is annotated as beta-centractin-like protein. The transcript has 9 exons. The record is from RefSeq and is a predicted model, not a curated record. Lineage: Eukaryota; Ciliophora; Oligohymenophorea; Hymenostomatida; Tetrahymenidae.